Chrysochloris asiatica (Cape golden mole) is the source of this 1122-nucleotide messenger RNA. It is a transcript of the gene MTFMT, whose product is annotated as mitochondrial methionyl-tRNA formyltransferase. The record is from RefSeq and is a predicted model, not a curated record. Gene Ontology annotation, molecular function: methionyl-tRNA formyltransferase activity. NCBI's taxonomy places the organism in Eukaryota, Metazoa, Chordata, Mammalia, Afrosoricida, Chrysochloridae. Gene Ontology annotation, biological process: biosynthetic process; conversion of methionyl-tRNA to N-formyl-methionyl-tRNA. Bases 1 to 1122 code for a protein of 373 amino acids. The transcript has 9 exons. Gene Ontology annotation, cellular component: mitochondrion.
AUGAGGGUCCUGGUACGGUGCUGCUGGGGCCACAGGCCAAUUCGCCGCGCCAGGGGCUUGAGGUUGGCUCUGCAAUGGCGAGCUCAUGCCGGACUAGGCGGGGAGAAGGGCUUGGGCGCCGGAGCCCGCGAGAAGCCCCCUUGGCGGGUGCUCUUCUUCGGCACUGACCUUUUCGCCCGCGAGUCGCUGCAAGCGUUGCAUGCCGCCAGGGAAAACAAAGAGGAAGAGUUAAUAGACACAUUGGAAGUGGUCACAGUACCUUCCCCAUCACCAACAGGCCUGCCGGUGAAGCGCUAUGCUGUGCAGUCUCAGCUGCCAGUGUAUGAGUGGCCCGAUGUCGGACCUGGGGAAUAUGAUGUUGGAGUAGUGGCUUCUUUUGGCCGACUUUUGAGUGAGGCCCUUAUUCUAAAAUUUCCCUAUGGCAUAUUGAAUAUUCAUCCCAGUUGCCUCCCGAGGUGGCGUGGUCCAGCCCCUAUAAUCCAUACAGUGCUCCAUGGAGACACAGUUACUGGAGUGACAAUUAUGCAAAUUAGGCCUAAAAGGUUUGAUGUAGGCCCAAUUCUCAAACAAGAAACUGUCCCGGUACCUCCUAAUAGCACCGCAAAAGAAUUGGAAGCAGCGUUAGCAAGACUGGGUGCCGACAUGCUUAUUUCAGUUUUGAAAAAUUUGCCUGAAAGUUUGAAUAGUGGAAGGCAACAGUCGACUGAGGGGGUGACAUAUGUCUACACUGAGUUCCCAGUUCCUUUCCCAAUUGGAGAAAUUCCAUUGCAGACACUCUGGAUGGGUAAUACCGUUAAACUUCUAGAUCUGGUAGAAGUUAACAGUUCCAUUCUUGCUGAUAAAAAAUUAUCAGGACAGGCUGUCAUUCCAGGAUCACUAAUAUACCACAAACAGUCACAAAUACUGCUGGUUUGUUGCAAGGAUGGCUGGAUUGGCAUUCGAUCAAUGAUGCUCAAGAAAACACUAACAGCUACUGAUUUCUACAAUGGAUAUUUGCACCCCUGGUACCAAAAAAAUACACAAGUUCAACCAAGCCAGUGCAAAUUUCAGACUCUCAGACUGCCAGCAAAGAAGCAGCAGCAAAAAAAAUUGUUGCUAUGCAACAGUGCAUUGAGGAGUUAG